AUGGUUCGUCUCUCAACUUUGUUUUCGGUCGUUACCGCCCUGACCACCUGCCAGGCGGUCAGAUUCCUUGGUCGGGUUGACCCUGAGAAAAAGGAGUUAACUUGGCCUGGAACUGGUGUAUCGUUCACUUUUACAGGGACUUCUGCCAGAGUGGCUUUUACUUCGGUAUCCGGCGACAACAGUGUCGAGGUGGUGGUUGAUGACGGUACUCCAACCAUCAUUGACAAUGUUAGUGGAACCAGUAUUGAUACACCUGCACUUGGACAGGGCCAGCACACAGUGAACAUAAGAAAGAGAUCUGAGGCCGGUUUCGGCACACUUACCCUGGGUGAGGUGACCGUAACGGGUGGGAAGCUUGGCUGUGACACAGUCCCCGGCAAGCGGAUUCAAAUCAUCGGUGACUCCAUCACCGUUGGUUAUGGCCUAGACGGCACUUUCCCAUGCACGAACACGGCCGCUCUUGAGAAUGCGCCCAAGACCUAUGGCGCAUUAACUGCCAAGAACAUAUCUGCAGAAUACGACAUCAUUGCUUGGUCUGGGAUCGGGCUGACUCGAAAUUACAUGGGUUCAGACGACUACCCUAAUAUGUCGCAGCGCUGGACUCGCUACGGUGCUCACGACGCUGACAACAGCUAUACCUUCCCGGCAAGCGAUACUCCAGAUAUUGUGGUCAUAAAUCUGGGAACCAAUGACUUUUCAUACCUUGGUGUACGCGACCGUCUCAACGUCGAAACAUUUACCGAGGCGAUGGUUGUAUUCGUGCAGGUUGUCCAAGGACACUACCCCAAGGCUGAAGUCUUCUUGACAUCCUCUCCGAUGCUAGGUGAUUCUUGGCCCGAGGGUGACCUGCAACAUACGACUCAUGCGAAUGCUGUCAAGUCGGUUGUCGACAAGAUUGGCAACAAGGUGCACUUUGUCGAGUUUCCCAGCCAAGGUUCUGUUGUGGCAUGUGACUAUCACCCAGUAGCAGAGGAGCAUGAGAAGAUGGCCGUUAUUCUCACGUCGGCUAUUGAGAGCGUAAUCAACGCAUAG
This is a messenger RNA of Clonostachys rhizophaga, 1032 nucleotides long. Lineage: Eukaryota; Fungi; Ascomycota; Sordariomycetes; Hypocreales; Bionectriaceae. The record is from the annotation of a GenBank genome assembly.